AUGUCGGGAAAGCGAAAACAUAGUGACGCUGAUGAUGUUGACGUAAGCAUGAACGGCGGAUCUGAGAGUGCGAGUGCCAAAAGCGAGGCCAGACCGAAGAAACGUGGUCGUCCACCAAAGCCCAAGCCGGAGGAGCAGCCCAAGCCGGAGGCGGAGAUGGAGGAUGAGCCAAAGAAGGACACGAAGGCCAUGAAGAUCCUGAAGAACUUGAUGCAAGUCGAACAAGACCUCACCACGGCCGAGGAGACGAAGAGAGCACACGAAGAGGGGGUGCAGAAGUGCGACGAGGACAUCAACAAGCUCAUGCCGAAGAAGCAGAAACUGAUGGACGACCUGAUCAAAGCAAACAAGCAAAAAGACGUCCAGGAACUUUCUACCGCCGCUGGUGCUGCUGCUGCUGAUGGCAAUGGCGGACAGAAGGACGGGAAGAAGGAGGGUGAGGGGAAUGGAGAGGAAGACAAGUGAGGGCGGAGGUGGGGUGCGCGAAGGCGGGCAGGGAUGCUGCAUGUAUUUCGUCUGUGCGUGUUGACUCACGACCCACUUGUCUGUGACGUUCCGUCUGUAUGUGUUGACCUCUGACCCGUUUGUGUCCCAACGAUGUACACACGCACGAGCACUCUCUCUGUCUCUCCGUGAAUCGACCGACUUAGAACAGCGUGUGAAAGC
Molecule: messenger RNA, 666 nt
Organism: Vitrella brassicaformis
Lineage: Eukaryota; Vitrellaceae
Source: the annotation of a GenBank genome assembly